Symbiodinium pilosum is the source of this 3081-nucleotide messenger RNA. NCBI's taxonomy places the organism in Eukaryota, Dinophyceae, Suessiales, Symbiodiniaceae. The record is from the annotation of a GenBank genome assembly.
AUGAGUGCAGAUCACGAGGCCCGUAAAGAACUCGGUUUUGACCCCGAUGCCCUGCGUGAAAAAUAUCGCAUUGAGCGGGAUAAACGGCUGCGUGAAGACGGCAAUGAACAGUAUGUUGAGGUAAAAGGGCAAUUCAGCCAUUACGUUGAAGACCCCUAUAUUACGGACAGAAUUCAGCGGGAGCCGCUGACCGAUGAAGUCGACGUUGCGAUCAUUGGUGGUGGCUUUGGCGGUCUGCUGGCGGGUGUUCGAUUGCGUCAGGCGGGUGUGGCAAACAUUCGCAUGAUUGAAAAGGGUGAUGAAUUCGGCGGCACCUGGUACUGGAAUCGUUAUCCCGGUGCAGCAUGUGAUAUUGAAUCUUAUGUGUAUCUGCCUCUGCUGGAAGAAACCGGUUACAUUCCGCCGAAAAAGUACGUUGAAGGCGCUGACAUCAUGGCUUACAGCCAGCAGAUUGCUAAACAGUGGAAUCUCUACGAUGACGUCUGUUUUCAAACUGAAGUUCAGGAAUUGCGCUGGGACGAAGCGGCACAGCGCUGGAUCAUCAAGACCAAUCAGGGCGACGCGAUGAAAGCGCGUUUUGUAAUUUCAUCCAAUGGUCCUUUGAACCGUCCCAAGUUGCCUGGUAUUGAAGGCAUCGACAGCUAUCAGGGUCAUACCUUUCACACCAGUCGCUGGGAUUAUGCUUAUACCGGCGGUGACGCACACGGCAACCUGACAGGUUUGAAAGACAAACGCGUGGGUAUCAUCGGCACGGGUGCCACCGCGGUGCAGUGUGUUCCGCACCUGGGUGCAGCGGCGAAAGAGCUGUUUGUUUUUCAGCGCACGCCUUCCUCUAUCGAUGAGCGCAAUGACAAGCCAACAGACGAAGAAUGGGUGAAAAGCCUGAAGCCGAACUGGCAUCAGGAACGCAUGGAUAAUUUCAACACGCUGGUUUCCGGUGGUGUGACGGAUGAAGACCUGGUGAACGACGGUUGGACAGAAAUCAUUCGCAAUCUGCUGUUGAUGAUUCGCAACGAAGACGAGCCGGAUAUGUCCAUGGAAGCGAUCAUGGAAAAAAUGGAGCUUGCAGAUUUUCAGAAAAUGGAAUCUAUCCGUUCCCGUGUUGAAGCGGUGAUCGAAGAUCCGGAAACUGCGGAACACCUGAAACCGUAUUACCGGCAAUUCUGUAAAAGACCCUGUUUUCAUGAUGACUACCUGCCGACCUUCAAUCGGGAGAACGUGCAUCUGAUUGAUACCGAAGGCAGAGGCAUUGAUCGCAUCACACCAAAAGGUAUUGUUGCCAACGGUGUGGAGUACGAGUUGGACUGCAUUAUUUUUGGAACGGGUUUUGAGGUGGGUACUGAAUACACCCGUCGCUGCGGUUAUGACACUUAUGGGCGUGAGGGCAAAAGUCUGAGUCAGCACUGGGCAGAUGGCGCGCGCACCUAUCAUGGCCUGCACAGCUCCGGCUUCCCUAACAGUUUUAUGAUGGGGACGUUGCAGACCGCAUUCACCGCCAAUUACCCCCAUUCGCUGAAUGAACAGGCAAAGCACAUAGCCUACAUCGUUAACCAGUGUAUGGAAGGUAAUCAUCAGGUGGUUGAAGCUACAGCGGAUGCUGAGCAGGAGUGGGUGGAUACCAUUAUCUCGCUGGCGAGGAUGAACGAGAAAUUUCUCGCCGACUGCACACCAGGUUAUUACAACAACGAAGGUAAGCCGACGGAGCGUUCUCAGCAGAACACGUCGUAUGGCGCUGGCCCGGUUGCUUUCUUCAAGAUGCUGGAAGACUGGCGCGCUGAAGGCAUGAUGAGUAUGAACAUGAACCUGUACGGCCAUGAUGGACAAUGGUUGAUGGUCGACUGCGGGGUGACGUUUGCCAGGCCUGGAGCCAUUGAGCCCCAUGUGCAGAUGGCUGAUCCGGCAUUUAUUGCAGAUCAGCAGGACAACCUGACUGGUUUGCUGAUUACUCAUGCCCAUGAAGACCAUAUUGGUGCGGUUGCUCACCUGUGGCCGCAGCUGCGCUGUCCGGUUUACCUUACUGCAUUCAGUGCUGCUAUUCUGCGCCGUAAGCUGGCGGAACAUAACCUGCUUGAUGAAGUUCCCCUGCACGUUAUUGCGCCGGGAAGUCAUCUGCAGCUGGGUGAGUUCGACAUUCAAUGGCUGAACCUGACCCAUUCCACACCACAGUCCCAGGCACUCUGGAUACAAACCAAGGCCGGUUCGAUACUGCACACCGGCGACUGGAAAAUAGACCUCGAUCCGGUGGUGGGGCCGCCCAUCAUCCCGGCUGAGUUUGCCGCGCUGGCAGACGAAGGUGUACUGGCGAUGGUCUGUGAUUCAACCAACGCUCUGAACCCUGGCCACUCCAUCAGUGAAGGAGACCUGUUCGAAGGCUUGAAAACGUUGAUAGCUGAUGCGCCAGGAAGGGUGGUGGUCGGGUGUUUUGGCAGCAAUAUUGCGCGCCUGCAUACACUUGUAUCAGUGGCCUUCCAUACCGGCCGCUAUGCGGGUGUGUUGGGGCGCUCGUUAAACAAUUAUCUGCAGGCAGCACGCCAGGCGCGACUGUGGGAUAAGUCGCUGUCUAUUAUUGACGCUUCACAUCUGGGUUAUCUGCCGCCAGAGGAAGUACUGGCGAUUGCCACUGGCAGCCAGGGAGAGAGCGGUGCGGCACUGUCGAGGCUGGCUGCUGAUACACAUCCGGAUCUGUCUUUGCAGUCAGGUGACACAGUUAUUUUGAGUGCCCGUGUGAUUCCCGGUAAUGAAGUGGCUUUGUCAGCUUUGUUAGACCGUUUGCGCCAGCGUGGCGUUCAUGUGGUGAGUGAUGAGAGUCUUAACUUUCCUAUUCAUGCCUCUGGACACCCUUGUCAGGAUGAGCUCACAGAUAUGUACAGCUGGGUGCAGCCAAAAUUUGCGAUACCAGUGCACGGUGAAGCGCAACAUAUGGCGGCUAAUGCUGAGAUCGCUCAGCGCAGCGGUGUGUCACGCAGUUUUACCGGUGAAAACGGCGAUUUGUUUAUGCUGGCGCCGGUGCCGGGGAUGCGUCGGGGGUUUGCGGGGGUUGGUCGCCUGGGGUUUGACCGCGGGCGUCUAACAAAGAUCUGA